AUGGAUCCGACCACCGGUCUCCCUCUUGCGUUCGGCAAAAUUGCACCACAGCAGAAGCAGGUUGCUGACCGAUCCAAGCUUGAUGCGACCAAGCGCGUUGACGUGAGUGGUGCACAUGUAUGAGCUAGGCGUGCGCGGUGACUCGGGACCAGCGAACUCUGAGCUGAGUUCAUCACCCGACCUCGACUUCUCCGCAGACGGACGAGCACACACCUACGGCUUCGACUUCUAAGGCCACUUUGAUCGAAGACGACUCGGACAACGAACCCCUCGACGAUGACGAGCGUGAUAAUGCACGACAAGCAAGAGAGGAGCGCAGAGAUCAGCCGCGCGACGAGGAUGAGGACGAGGAUGACGAUGAACACGAUCGACGGCACAAAUACGUCAUCUCCAGGGGACCCGCCAUGCCACCACCAGAACCCGUCGGUGACCUACCUGUAUCACACGAAGCCAUACUCAAGGACCACCAGAAGGUGAGCAAGUCCCAGCGAUUUCUCAUUCAAUUCAAGCUGACUUGAUCCCCCUCCAAUGCAUGCCCGAUGCACACAGGCCGUCUCAGCGCUCUCCAUGGACCCGGCAGGUGGACGUAUUGUUUCGGGCUCUUACGAUUACGACGUCAAGCUGUGGGACUUUGCAGGAAUGACGGCCGCAUUCAAGCCCUUCCGAAGCUUUGAGCCCAAGACCGGUCACCAGGUGAGAGCUCGCAGCCGAGCCCAAGCUGCAAGUACCACACACACAGAUCUCUGGAAUAUUCUUCAACAGGUACACGAUGUUCAAUUCUCUCCUUCGGGUGCAAAUCUACUGGUCGCCACAGGCACCAACCAGGCCAAGCUCUACGAUCGAGACGGUCUUGAAGUGUAGGUCCAGAUUCGGUGACUGUGCGGCGAGGCUUCUGGGAGCCACCACCGACUGACUUUCGACAUUACGCAGCGCCGAGUUCAAUAAGGGAGAUAUGUACAUCCGAGAUCUGAGGCAUACAGAGUAAGAUCACCGUUUUACUGGGAUCCUCGCGCGCCCCCACGUCAUUGACAAGCUCGGUUCGAACCAAAAUAGUGGUCACGUCGCGGCACUCACCUCCCUCGCGUGGAAUCGAAUCAAGCCAACACAAUUCGUCACCGCUUCCGAGGAUUCGACACUGCGAAUAUGGGACGUUGCGAACCGCCGGAAGAGCACCAACGUCAUCGUCGUCAAGAGCAAAGAGCGAGGGGGUCGAAGCAAAGUCACGAGUUGUGCAUGGUCACAGGACGGGAAAACGAUUGCUGCUUGUACGUUCCCAGAUUCCUAUCACCGGAGAGACUUUUCUGCUGAUGUGAACAUGCUGGACGACAGCUUGCGAGGACGGUGCUUUACACAUGUGGGCAGCCAACUCGAAUUUCGCUCGUCCGAACGCCGUAAGUCAUCAUUCGCAAGCUACCUCAUCUUCGGUCAAGGUGUCCUAAUUCGUCCCGCGUGUCAUGAAUCCAUAGAGUUCCGAGUCGGCCCACACAAAAGGUACCACGACAUCUUGUGUGCUCUUCUCAUCCGAUGGACGCCAGCUCGCAUCGAGGGGCGGCGACUCGACCGUUAAGUUAUGGGACUGUCGACAAUUCCGCAAACCGCUCUUCACAGCCACGGACCUACCCUCGGCCAACCCCGAAACGAGUCUUUGCUUCUCACCGGACGAGAAGUACUUACUCACGGGUACUUCAGGAGCGCAUGCGGGUGUACUUGAAGGGUCUGCUGAACAAGAGCGAGCACGGGAAGCCGGUGCAGGUACGCGGGGCACAGGGGGUAAAGUCGUCGUCUUGAAUCGCGAAGGCUUGACCAACUACAAGACGAUCGAGUUGUCCCCCUUCUCCGUCAUUCGCGUGCUGUGGCAUCCCAAGAUCAAUCAGAUUGUCACCAGUUCCUCCGACGGCUCGAUCCACGUCCUGUAUUCCCCCGAAACGUCCGUGCGAGGCGCAACGAUGGCUUUGUUGAGGGCACCGAGGAAGAAGGCCGUCGACGAUUACUCGAGUGCGGCGGAUCUCGUUGGGUCGAGGCCGAUCAUCGCGCCGCAUACGUUGCCUGCGUUCAGGGACGAUGGAGCGCAUAUGAGCGCCAAUUCGAGAGGUGGGAAGAGGAGGCGAGAGAAGGAACGACAGGAUCCCAAGAAGACGAUGAAGCCUCGUAAGAAUCUCGUGCUCCGGGAACAGACGAACGUCAAGUCUCACUUUGCUGAUGUGAAUCAUAUUUUCUUCUCUCUUGCAGUGCCACCGGUGGUGGGACCGGGUCGUGGUGGUCGGGUCGGAGCAUCAGCUACGCAACACGUCGUGCAAGGCCUCGUUCGCGACAACUUGCGCGAACAGGAUCCCCGAGAGGCUUUGCUCAAGUACGCGACCGCUAGCGUGGAAGAGAAUGAAUGGACCGCCGCUUGGACCAAGAAUCAACCCAAGCCCGUAUUCGAUCUGAGACCGGACACCGACGAUGAGGAUGAUGACCCCAAAAAGAAGGGCAAAGCGAUGGGCUUCUAG
Molecule: messenger RNA, 2492 nt
Organism: Microbotryum saponariae
Lineage: Eukaryota; Fungi; Basidiomycota; Microbotryomycetes; Microbotryales; Microbotryaceae
Source: the annotation of a GenBank genome assembly